GAACCAUUUAGUUUUAAGUUCCUUUGUUUAAUUUAUUAGAUGCCCUUUUGUUGGAAAGGCAGAGUAAAAAAGCAAAAACAAAACACUGUCUUGUGUUUCUUUGCAGAUCAGAGCUUUAAAGACAACAUGGGUACUUUCCGAUAACUCCUCUUCCAGAAGAUCUUCCUCUUUCUUCUCCUUUUUCUUCGUUUAUAUUGCCUUUUCAUGCUUUGUUUUUGCUGUAUCUUUUUUCUUCAAUCUCUUCACCGUAAAAAAAGGGGGGGGACUCCAUAUCUGAUAUCUUUUGUCUUCCUUUUACGUCUUUCCUUGUUUUUGCUAUCUCUGGUCUGUGUAUCUCUUCUAAUGGAUUCUGGUAACAGUGGUAGUGUGCAAUCUUCGAGUUGCGGCAGUGAAGAGUUUGAUUCACGAGCUGACUCAAUCUCAGCUUUUUUUAACAGUAACCCAUCCACCCAUAUUUGUCAUGGUCCUUCCGGUAUCCAACCGCCGCCGCUGAUGCAACCCCAAAGGCACUCUCCAUCGUCUAUGUUGAUUGACCCUUUAUCGAGCUACUUCGAUCAUCCUUUAUCAAGUGCGACGAACCCAAAUUCACAGCUCAACCUCGACUCGGUUUGGUCCAAAAAUAUAAGAUCUGAGCCCAAUUGCAAUGAUCUUGGUGGUGGGUUUAUGGCCUCACAACAAGCACAAAGCGGAGCCACGUUUUCUUCUGUGCAGAUCCCUCAAGGACCAGAAAGCGGUACAAAAGCUUCAGUUUCAGGCACAACUGACCAACCCGCCAACACCAAUAUGGUGCGUAACUCAAAGAAGAGAUCCAGAGCUUCUUGGCGUGCACCGACGACUGUUUUGACGACAGACACGAGCAAUUUUCGAGCCAUGGUUCAGGAGUUCACCGGGAUCCCUGCACCGCCCUUUACCUCCUCGCCUUUCCCAAGAACCAGGCUUGAUCUAUUUGGUACAACUCAGUUAGACCCUUGUUCUCCCCAUUAUCUUUUAAGACCAUUUGCCCAAAAACUGCAGUAUCCUCCCCCAUUUAUGUCUUCUUCUACACCUUCCUCUUCCAUGGUCGAUGCUAUAGCUUCUACACCUAGCACUAUUCCUACUUUUAGUACAACUUCCAUUAACUACCAACUACCAUCCGAGUUAGGCCUUUCAAAGCAGCUGCCUCAAAAUCCACUCAACAACAACAACAGCAUCAACAUGCAAAACCUGAUGCUUAAUCUCUUUCAAGCCCCUCCAAAAUACCCGAUUUCCGAUUCUAUAGAGUCCUUCGGUUUUCCUUCGAACGAGUCUGCUCUCAAAAUGGGUGUUUUUGAAGAGUUGGGUUUGAGUCAGGGGCAUGGAAAUACCAACCUCGGCGGGGUUCAAAACAUGGUUCCUUCAUCAGAUAUUGGACCAUUGCCAAGGAACGAAAAUAGUGCUAUUCCUUCGAGCUGGGGAGAAUCAACUGGGAUUCGACAAUAUGAUCGAAGUCUUUUGAGGUCCAUCAAUGGCAGCUACAACAGUAACACGCAAAAAGUACUUACAAAUGGGGAUUUUUAUGGCGAUAAAGGGUCAGAUAGUGUAGCUACAAAAAGUGAAGGUAUGGCGGGACCAUGGAUAUGUUCAUCUGAGUAGAAUUAUCUAAUCAUAUUAUCAACAGAAUGAUAAAAAUCUUGACAAAGAAUAUCAAGGAAAUGAUGGUGAAUAUAUAUAUCAUCAUGAUGCAUGAAAGAGAUGGAAUCUUUCUUGUUCACAUUUUAACCAUGAUUUUCAAACAUAUAUGUAAAUCAAAACAGUACUCCCCCUUUCUUUGAAGUUUAAACUCCUCUUGGAUUUAUAAAUUAUAUUGUAAAUGCUGU
Hibiscus syriacus is the source of this 1835-nucleotide messenger RNA. RefSeq lists its product as uncharacterized. Bases 205 to 1611 code for a protein of 468 amino acids. The transcript has a single exon. The record is from RefSeq and is a predicted model, not a curated record. Lineage: Eukaryota; Viridiplantae; Streptophyta; Magnoliopsida; Malvales; Malvaceae.